CUUCUUAUGUGGUAGAAAUGAAGAUGAAUGGGAGAGUACAUUAAAGAAACUUUCUAAAUUUCCUAACAAUAAAAUCAAUGAUGUGCUCAAAAUAAGCUAUGAUGGACUAGAGGAAAAUGAAAAAGAGAUUUUUCUCGACAUUGCAUGCUUCUUUAAGAGGAGGAAUAGUGAGUAUGUAAAGAAAGUCCUCAAUAGUUGCGAUCUUGAGGCAGAAAUAGGAUUAAAAAUUCUCAUUGAGAGGUCCUUGAUAAAAAAAAAUGAGAGCGAUGGACAACUACAAAUGCAUGACCUGAUUCAAUCGAUGGGUAAGGAUAUUGUGAGACAGGGAUGUCGCGAUGAUCCCUGGAGACACAGCAGAUUAUGGCGAUAUGAUGAUGUUGCCAAUGUUCUGUCAAGCGACAUGGGAGAUUGUGUUGUAAAAGCCAUUGUGUUGGAGCCACCCAAACUGAAAGAGCUAAGUAUCCAUCCUAAUGCCUUUACGAAAAUGAGAAAGUUGAGAUUGCUCAUCCUAUCCAAUGUGCGUAAUUCUUUCCACGGCCCUAUAUGUCUUCCGAAUGCGCUAAGAUGGAUGGAUUGCACUGGAUGUGAUCCCUGGAAUCCAAAAUUUUCAUCCGGUCCAAAGAAAUUAGUCAAUCUUUAUAUGAGGAAAGGCAGUAUCACAAAAAUUGUAAAACAAUUAAAGGACUUCAAACAAUUGACGUACGUUAAAUUGAGUGACUGCGAGUCGCUCAUUAUUACGCCCAACCUCUCAUGUGCUCCAAAUCUCAAAACAUUGAAACUCUGGAAUUGCAAAAACUUGGUAGAAGCCCAUGAGUCAAUUGCAAAUCAUGACAAUCUCCAAGUCUUGCAUUUUGAAUGGUGCCCUGAACUUCGUGUUUUUCCAAAUGUGCUCAAGUCAAAAAAUCUUCAAGAUCUCAACUUUUCUGUUUGCUCAAAAUUUGAAAGAUUUCCCGAUAUCCCACAUGAACUUGGAUGCCUGAAAAAACUUUCCAUACUACAUACUGCUAUUAAAGAACUUCCCACAUCAAUAGAAAAUCUUGUCUCUCUAGAGAGAAUGCUCUUAGAUAUUUGCAAAAACUCAGUAAGCAUUCCAUCUAAUAUUUACAAGUUACAAAAACUUCAAUGCUUCAAAUCUGCUUUUGGCCCAAUCGUGUUUCCAAACCUCACGGAUUCAGCUAAUCCGUGCAUGAAGGUUGGACUUUCAAAUUUAAAAGUCUUAGACCUUCUCAAUUGUAAUCUGUUUGAAGUAGAGUUUCUUGAGGAUCUUUCUUGUUUUCCCUUCUUGGAAAAUUUAAUUCUGUCGGGAACAAUAUUACUAGUCUCCCUAUAUCCAUCAGUAAGCGUGAUCGUUUGUUUGAAUUGUCAAUUAGUUAUUGCCAUCGAUUACAAGAGAUUCCCAAGCUUCCGCCAUUUUUAAAUUUACUACUCGCGAAUGGGUGCGAAUCUCUACAAACAUAUGAACAUUUAACUUCAAUUGAUCAGUGGGUCCAUCAAGGAUUGACCGUGGUUGACACUACUUCAAUUGCCAAGGGAUUUCCUUGCACUACUUUUGAUCUCCUUUGCACUGCUUUUGUUCUCCCUAAAGGAGAGAUGCCAAAGUGGUUGAAAAUGGUUGAAAAUGGUUCUGUAUCUUUCAUGGCUUCAAAGGACUUAUAUGACAAGUUUCUUGGAUUUAUUUUUUGUGGCGUACGUAACAAUGAAGGCAAUGAGUGCAAAUUUUACUUGGACCAAUAUAUUAAUGGAAAAUACUA
Molecule: messenger RNA, 1751 nt
Organism: Eucalyptus grandis
Lineage: Eukaryota; Viridiplantae; Streptophyta; Magnoliopsida; Myrtales; Myrtaceae
Product: disease resistance protein RPV1-like
Exons: 4
Coding region: 281-1417 (378 amino acids)
Biological process (GO): defense response
Molecular function (GO): protein binding
Source: RefSeq, a predicted model, not a curated record